AUGGUUUCAGCAUCAACAACGAGAGCAAAAAAUCGAUUGUUAAGAGACUUGAAGGAGAUUGAGAAUAAUCCAUUAGAAACUGUGUAUGCCCAACCUUUGCCAAACGAUAUAUUUCAUUGGUAUGCAACAGUGUUGGCUCCAAAGGAAUCUCGUUACCAUGGAAUUAUAUUGAAUUUGAGUAUUGUUUUCCCAGAAACGUAUCCGAAAGAUCCACCCAAGGUUGUUUGCUCGACUCGUAUUCACCACCAUCAUGUCUUUCCAACUUGGAUCUGUUUGGACAUGUUGAGAACUCACUUUUCA
Molecule: messenger RNA, 300 nt
Organism: Naegleria gruberi
Lineage: Eukaryota; Heterolobosea; Eutetramitea; Acrasida; Naegleriidae
Exons: 1
Source: RefSeq, a predicted model, not a curated record